AUGAGUACUACUAGUAGCGCAUGUAAUAAGGAGCAAGCUGGAGAAGGACAGCGAUCCUUCAUCUUGUCCCUGCUGAACGACGCCAUGGCCCACAGCGACACAUCCAGUGCCACCCCUCUUAGCUUUGAAUCGAACAUCACUCUGGUCUCUGACACGAUUUCUCAUCUUCCUUGCCGCUACUCCAAAACGUGGCGCAAGAGCCAUGGUUGGUCUGAUUUGCCAUCUGGCAGUGGUCACUCUGAUUCGCGAUGGAAGAGCGCCGAGUUUGCGCAUCAUGCUUGUCCACAACAACAACAAGCCACUACGGCGGCCAAACCAGCAGCCGUGUGCCCCGUUCCACCAUCACCACCCAAACGUCAGAGCAGUUGUGGCAGUACCGACAUGGCACAGAUCUUGCAAGUCCGACGUCAAUCGUCCAACUCAUCGUUGGGAUCGUCUGCUUCUGCCAAGAAGAAAAAGGCAUUCCAGUAUCCACCCACACUGGGACAAUUACCCGAAGAGGAACCUCGAUCCAACUUUGCCACUACGCCCAUGGCCAUGCCACAACGACAAGACUCCAACAAGAGCUUUGGAUCAUCACAACAAGCACCAUCGCAACCACAACCACGAAACUCCAAUCUCAGUAAUAACAUACCAAUGAGUCUCUUUGCCGCUCCCAGCAUGCCGCAACGACAAGAAAGCUGCAGCACAUUGGGCAGUCGACAGUCCAGUUUCAGCACUCUGAGCACGCAAGAUUCCUUUCGAUCACUCAACAGUGGUGGUCUCCAAUCCGUCAAGGAAGAUUCCGCUGUAGUAACCAAGGAGUUUCACAUUGCCCCCCAAGACCUUCCCUUUGGUGGAACACCGGUGCCACCCCCACCGCUCGAUCUGCUGUCCAGUCCAGGAUCUCUGUCGUCUUCGACCGAUGCGUCCAGCUUUCACAGCAGUUCCACCACCACCGCCAGUUCUUCCAAGAAGAAGUUUGACAUGGUAUACGUACCACCCACCGAUCCAUCUCGGUUGCAACAGAACCGACGUCGCCGGAGUAACCCACAGCCGCAACCCUUUCCCGUGUGCUCGUCUUCGUCCGUCGCCGUGCAAUAA
This is a messenger RNA of Seminavis robusta, 1083 nucleotides long. The record is from the annotation of a GenBank genome assembly. NCBI's taxonomy places the organism in Eukaryota, Bacillariophyta, Bacillariophyceae, Naviculales, Naviculaceae.